This is a messenger RNA of Bipolaris oryzae ATCC 44560, 153 nucleotides long. RefSeq lists its product as uncharacterized. Bases 1 to 153 code for a protein of 50 amino acids. Lineage: Eukaryota; Fungi; Ascomycota; Dothideomycetes; Pleosporales; Pleosporaceae. The transcript has a single exon. The record is from RefSeq and is a predicted model, not a curated record.
AUGUUUCUGAUUUCACAUCCCCUUUUACAUUUAUACGACGUUGCUCUCCAUGACUACUUCAGUAUUGAAAAAAGGAACCCCCAUGAAGCCAUACAGACCAAAGUUGCCUCUUCCAUAGCCCACCAAUGGCGCAAUCUAGUAGCGCUCUUAUGA